Molecule: messenger RNA, 1466 nt
Organism: Pelmatolapia mariae (spotted tilapia)
Lineage: Eukaryota; Metazoa; Chordata; Actinopteri; Cichliformes; Cichlidae
Gene: rad51ap1
Product: RAD51 associated protein 1
Exons: 9
Coding region: 202-1185 (327 amino acids)
Biological process (GO): double-strand break repair via homologous recombination; interstrand cross-link repair
Molecular function (GO): double-stranded DNA binding; single-stranded DNA binding
Source: RefSeq, a predicted model, not a curated record
UCGACGUACUUCACAUUAAGCUUGUGUAACUAAAGUUUUAUAGUUUAUGGAUAAUCCAGUUUACGGAUAGUUCACGAUAAGUGACACCUUAACUUUGUUUGUAAUCGUGUGGAGAUCGAAAGCCUUCACUCAGCUGGAGGGAGUAGUAGUGUUGAUUAGCCGUGUCAAUGCGGUUAUUGUUAGCUGACUAAAAAGCGAGCUAUGGACAGACCAUCUAGGAAGACAAAGACUGUGAAUUACUGUGAGACCAAGGACUUCGAUGAUGAUGAGGAUUUUGCCUGUGUGAAGGCCCCACCCAGCAAAAAGGUCAGGGAGGAUGUGAAACAAGAACAGAAGAAAUCAUUAAGCAAGUCCUCCAGUCAAGGGGCCACCUCACAAUCAAGCCAGAAGAACAGAAAGCCACUGGACGAAAAGCUGUAUGAGAGGGAUCUCGAAGCAGCCAUCACGCUUUCCAUGCUUAAUAAUGCAGGUGAAGUGAAGGACCAGUCUCAUGUUAGUAGAGGAGAUGUCAAAUUUCCAGGAGAUGUCAAAUUUCCAGUAGAUGAAAACACAGAUCCAGCUUCUCUGCUCCUGUCCAACUGCAGUGUGGAUGGUGCAGUUAUGGGUUUGGACAAAAUUACAUCAGAGAAAGGGUCGCCUGCCCCUGCCAGGCAGAGAAAGGCUGCGUACAAAGCUACUGAGGAGCUGAAAAACAAGGAUGGUGAUGAUGAUGAUGACUAUCAACCCAAACUGACACCAGAUUCGGAAAGCGAUGAAGAUUUCAGUGAACCAUCUGAGAGCGAAGAUGAGGAGUUCAAAGUAAAGAAAGCAAGCAAGACCAAAAAGAAAGAAAAAGCAACAAAGAGUGAAAAAAACAAACAGAUUCUUGCUUCUAAAAAAGAAAAGCAACCAUCAAAGCCUAAAUUGCAAGCAGCAGCAGCUUCUAACCCAGUGACAACACCUCCAACGGCCAAACCUGCCUCUAAAAGACCUGCGUCAUCCUCCACAGUCUGCACAUCGAAGCCUGCAGCCUCUCUGAGCCCAGCAGAGGGAAGAAUGCCCAAGUGGAACCCACCAGCUCAAAUUGGAAAAAGUCCCUCCACGUCCCAGUCUCCAGCAGUGAAGUCUCCGGGUCAGGGUCUGCGGCUCGGGCUCUCCCGCCUCGUUCGAGUCAAACCUUUGCACCCUAGUGUUGCAAGCCACUGACUGAACUGACCUGCUGUCAGAGGUCAGGUCAUGUUGUGCUUUUAAAGUUUUCAGUUAUUUUUACGCAGAGACUUCUAAAUAUUAAUUUCUCUUAGUGUGAUACAAAAUGCACAAUACUGAGAGGGUCUUCACCUUGAAGCUGAUGGAGCUUAAGGGUGUCCUCUUACCCCUGGAUGCUAUUUGAGGUUAAAUUCUGAAAGUGUGAGUUCAUGUCUGAGUUGUCCUUUUUCUUUUUUUUUCUUUUUUUUUUUUUGGUCCUGAAUUGUGACAUGUUACCUCCA